Messenger RNA from Cucurbita pepo subsp. pepo (vegetable marrow), 2138 nucleotides. NCBI's taxonomy places the organism in Eukaryota, Viridiplantae, Streptophyta, Magnoliopsida, Cucurbitales, Cucurbitaceae. The record is from RefSeq and is a predicted model, not a curated record.
AUGGCCAUUUCCAAUAUUGGAGUUCAAACAAACCACCAUUUUCAUGCACUUCAAUUCUUCAUCUUCUCUUUCAUUCUCUUCAAAGUUCACUCACUUUACUUCACCUUCCCUAACUUUCAACCAAACAAUCCCAACUUAUUCUUUGAAGGUGAUAGCUUCACCAGCAAUGGUGUUAUUCAACUUACAAACAACCAAGCCGACGGCCCCCUCACCGAGAGUGCCGGCCGAGCUUCCUAUGCCAAGCCGAUGCGCCUAUGGGACGCCUCCACAGGGCAGGUUUCGGACUUCGCCACCCGCUUCUCCUUUAGAAUCAACACACUUGACGAAUCUUUAUAUGGUGAUGGCAUAGCCUUCUUCAUCGUCCCUUACGAUUCCAGAAUCCCACCUAACUCAACAGGGGGGGGUUUUCUUGGAUUAUUCAGCUCCCACUCUGCUUUUGAUACCUCCAAGAAUCAUGUUUUUGCUGUUGAAUUUGACAGUAAGCAGGAUGAUUGGGACUCGAGUGACAAUCAUAUAGGAAUCAAUAUCAAUUCCAUUAAUUCUACUCGUCAUCUUGUGUGGAACACCAGCAUGAAGGAUAACCGAACAGCCAAUGCCUGGAUAACUUACAAUUCCUUCACUAAAAAUUUGUCUGUCUAUCUAACUUAUGUUAAAGAUCCUGUAUUUACUAGAAAUGUCAGCAUCUCAACUACUGUUGACUUGAAAACUUUAUUGCCUGAAAGGGUCAGAAUUGGAUUCUCCGCCGCCACGGGGAACUGGUUCCAAAUACAUAACAUCAUUUCUUGGACCUUCGACUCAACCUUGGAAGAUAAUAUUGGAGGUGGAGGUGGAGGUGGGGGUGGAGAUAACAAUAAAAAUAUUGGUUUGGCCAUUGGCAUAGGUGUUGGGCUUGGUGUUUUGAUAUGUGGGUUGAGUUUGUUCGGAUUUCUUUGGUGGAGGAGACAGUUGACAAGGAGAAUGGAAGAUGUGGAAGAUCUUAUGGAUGAUGAGUUUGAAAGAGGAACUGGCCCAAAAAGGUUCACUUAUAGGGAAUUAACUCACGCCACAAAGAAUUUUGAUGAGGCCGGCAAGCUUGGAGAAGGAGGGUUUGGAGGUGUUUACAAGGGUUUGUUAACCGAAUCAGAUACAGAAAUCGCGGUAAAGAGGGUUUCCAGAGGAUCAAGACAGGGGAAAAAAGAGUACGUAUCUGAAGUGAAGAUUAUAAGUCGUUUGAGGCAUAGGAAUCUUGUUCAGCUCCUCGGUUGGUGCCAUGAACGAGGUGAUUUCCUAUUGGUUUAUGAGUUCAUGCCCAAUGGUAGCCUGGAUACUCACCUCUUCAAAGGUAAAACCAUGCUAACUUGGGAGGUUAGAUACAAAAUAGCAGUAGGUUUGGCUUCUUCUUUGCUAUAUCUUCAUGAAGAAUGGGAACAAUGCGUGGUGCAUAGAGAUAUCAAAUCCAGCAAUGUAAUGCUGGACUCUAAUUUCAACGCCAAACUCGGGGAUUUCGGGCUUGCAAGGUUUGUGGACCAUGAGAUGGGCUCACAAACAACUGUUCUGGCUGGCACCAUGGGGUAUCUAGCACCAGAGUGUGUGACGGAUGGCAAGGCCAGUAAGGAAUCAGAUGUUUACAGUUUUGGUGUGGUUGCUCUUGAGAUUGCCUGUGGACGGCGGCCAGUAGAAGCAAGAGCGGAACCUGAUCAAGUGAGGCUUGUGGAGUGGGUGUGGGGGAUGUAUGGCAGAGGCCAAGUCCUAGAAGCUGCAGACAAGAGACUGGAAAUGGACUUCGAUGAGCAACAAAUGGAGAGUUUGAUGGUGGUGGGACUAUGGUGCUGCCACCCUGACUUCAAGAUGCGGCCCUCCAUAAGACAGGUGAUUAAUGUUCUAAAUGUUGAAGCUCCACUGCCCGCCCUGCCUUCAAAGUUACCCGUGCCGAUGUACUUUGCGCCGCCGUUGAAUUCAUGCAAGUUAACGUACACAUCGACAGGUUCCACCGAGACGCUAGUGGAUAGAAGUGAGUGUUCGUGUAGUAAUUGUUCGACUUGCACCACAGAAUCAUCCGGAUCAAGUAUGUCGCUUUUGAAAUCACAAACACAGCAUUAGUUUGCAGCCUACAUAGCCUCAUGGUUGUUAUUAAGAUUUUUCGGUUUUACCAUUUUAUG